Molecule: messenger RNA, 317 nt
Organism: Funneliformis mosseae
Lineage: Eukaryota; Fungi; Glomeromycota; Glomeromycetes; Glomerales; Glomeraceae
Source: the annotation of a GenBank genome assembly
GAAAGAAAAUCUCUCAGUUUCAAACAGCGAUUCCCCUUCCAGAAGAUGAUUGUUGGGAGGAUGUGGAAGAUGAGGAAGUAGAAUGGUACACAUCAGACCAGACUAUCAUUAAAAACAAUGAAAAGAUAUUGGAGUGGAAACGACAACAUCAAGAAAGAAAUCAAGAAAGCAGGGGAGGAUGUAAAACCUGGAAGGAGGCUACUGUAAGAGACCUUUAUAAUGAACUUGAAUAUGUCUCAAGGAUGGAUCCAAGAAAAAGAAAUGAAUACUUUACAACAAACGGGUGGAAAUUUGAUUUAAACUCGAAAACCCAAUGA